GACAUCACUCUCCAUUCUUCCUCCCCAAAAGAAAGCACCCAACAAUCUCCCGCCUAUCCCAGCUUCUUCCUCCGUAACCCCAACCAAUCUUCAUGUCGCCCCCUCCAAGAAUCCUCCUUUGCGGCGACCCCCUCGGCCACCUCAACCAACUUUUCAAACGAGUCCAAUCGGUGAACAAAUCGAGCGGGCCGUUCGAUGCCCUUCUCUGCGUCGGCCAGUUUUUUCCUGAGUCCGAUGAAGGGAUCGACGAGGUCGCUGAUUAUGUCGAAGGCCGAUGCUCCGUUCCAAUUCCUACUUAUUUCACCGGCGAUUACGGCGCUGGAGCUGCUCGAUUUCUAUCGAAAGCUUCUAAUCUUGGGUUUAAGACUGAUGGGAUUGAGGUUUGUGCUAAUCUCUACUGGUUGAAGGGCAGCGGCAAGUUCUCUCUUCAUGGGUUGUCGAUGGUUUAUUUAUCUGGACGGAAGUACCCAGAUGCUGGUGGGAGGGGUAGGUACAGUGAGGACGAUGUUGAUGCUUUGCGAGCUCUGAUUGAUGAGUCAGGAAUAGUUGAUAUUUUCAUGACUAAUGAAUGGCCAAGUGGGGUUUCAGAAGGAGCUGAUACAACUGAUGCUCUACCAGCAGUCUCCGACCCUUGGGGCAGUGACCCUGUGGUCGCAGAGUUGGCUGCAGAACUCAAACCUAGGUAUCACGUUGCAGGUUCCAAAGGAAUAUUUUAUGCACGUCAGCCUUACUCUAACACUGACUCUGUACAUGUCACCCGAUUUCUUGGGUUGGCUGCUGUUGGGAACAAAGAUAAACAGAAAUUUAUUCAUGCCAUUUCUCCUAUUCCUGCGUCGACCAUGUCAGCUGCAGAGUUACAAUCAAAACCAUUGCACACAACUUCGUCACCAUAUAUGAUUGCAGCAAAGCCAGAGCGUACAGGAGAAGCAACCAAGCGACCUGCUAAUAGUGAUAUCGAUGUACAAUAUUGGCGCUAUGAUGUUUCCCGAAAGCGGCAAAGGCAGGGAGGGCCCGAACGAUUGUGCUUUACAUUUACAUCUACAGGAUCUUGUUCUCUAGGAGAAAAGUGCAACUUUCGACAUGAUACAGAUGCAAGGGAGCAAUAUUUGCGAAAUGUUUGUUUUGACUUUCUUAACAAAGGAAAAUGUGAACGGGGUCCAGAUUGCAGAUUUACUCACAAUGUUGUCGAUGAAGGAGUUAUACCUCAGAGGACCAGAACUAAUGGUGGCAGGAAGAGCUCAGGGAAAAAUUGUUGGUUCUGCUUGUCAAGCCCUGAUGUAGAGUCACAUCUCAUACUGAGCCUUGGAGAAACCUACUACUGUGCACUAGCUAAGGGUCCACUCGUUCAGGACCAUGUCCUGCUGAUACCAAUUGAGCACCACCCUGAUACUCUUACUAUGCCUUCAGAAGCUGAGAAAGAACUUGGGAUAUACAAAAAUGCUUUGAGUACAUACUUCAAGAACCAGGGAAAGGCUGUUGUUUUCUUUGAGUGGAUCUUUCAAGGUAUCCCUCAUGCAAAUCUUCAGGGUGUUCCCAUUCCAUUGUCUAAAGCAUCUAGAACACUCUUUGCUUUUAAUUUUGCUGCCAAGCAGUUGGAAUUUGAGUUUACAGUGCUGUCAAAGAGCAGUGACAACACUGAAGGAAGAAAUUUACUGAGGUCUCAGUUUGAUGGGAAAUCAAAUUUAUUUUAUGCUGAACUCCCUGAUGGUACCAUAUUGUCAUAUGCUACUGAUGACAAAAAUAAGUUACACGUCCAGUUUGGACGAGAGGUGCUAGCAGGGCUUCUUAAAUUGACUGACAGAGAUAAUUGGAAAAAAUGUGUAAGCAAGGAAGAUGAAACAAAGAUGGCAGAAAAUUUCAAGAAAGGUUUUCAAGAAUUUGAUCCGGCCAGGUGAUGCCUUCAAUCCUCAGCCCCUCCUCAACUGUAUAAUUAGAGAACGUUACCCUCAUGUCACUGAGACUAGGGGCCUAAAUAGAGAGAGAUUACCGGUUAGGAGAAAUCCUUUGUUUUUUGCUAUUUCUGUAGAGUUGUAGAUUGGUGUUUCCAUUUUGUGAAAAUUCAAACGUCCUCUUGCCUAUAUUCAGUUGUAGUUAAUAGCCCAGUCUCCUUGUCAGUUAUAACAACUUUUUAAGCAAACAUGGUUAAUAUGCAAGGAUUGAAUGGUAUGGUUUGUGGUUAUUGGAGAUAUGUAGACACUAAAACAGGAAACCAUACUUCCAUUGGCGACAGAGUUCACUGUUUGCAUGGCUAACA
Messenger RNA from Asparagus officinalis (garden asparagus), 2254 nucleotides. RefSeq names its product zinc finger CCCH domain-containing protein 59. Gene Ontology annotation, molecular function: RNA lariat debranching enzyme activator activity; metal ion binding. Gene Ontology annotation, cellular component: post-mRNA release spliceosomal complex. Lineage: Eukaryota; Viridiplantae; Streptophyta; Magnoliopsida; Asparagales; Asparagaceae. Bases 93 to 1895 code for a protein of 600 amino acids. Gene Ontology annotation, biological process: mRNA splicing, via spliceosome. The transcript has 10 exons. The record is from RefSeq and is a predicted model, not a curated record.